AACGACGACUUCGAUGCGUAUGGUAUGUACGUUGCAAAUCCAUUGCACAAGAGCAACAACGGCAGCUUCGUUGGCGAUGGCAGCGCUGGUGAGGGCUCGGUGGCAUUUGACUACGGGGCACCACUGUUGCCGACAGCGCCACAGCAGCGCAACAAACCCGUGUACGAGAAUGAUUUGCACCGUCCACACGCGCGCGACUGCCACCAUACUGGCGAUGCUGCUGUUGGCUAUGGUGAUGUGGAGGAGCCAUAUCAGAUUCCGCACUAUGCAGCGUGGUACGGGCGUGCACAGCCCCAACACCAGCAACCCCAACACCAGCACCAGCAGCACCAACAGUCGCAGUCGCAUGGGCACACGGAUGCCGACGGAUAUCUGAUUCCUGUGCGGGCGUGUGAGGUGUCUGAUUACGCGGCGCUGUCUGGCGACCACGUACGAUACCACACGACUGGAUACUGCGAGGUGCCGGCAAAGGGCGAUGCGCCAGACUACACAUACGCCUCCCACCACACGUCGCAUGGCGGCGGGAUUGAUGAUGACGAGCAGUACGGGGUGGUGGCACCACGCUCACACCUGGAUGGUGGUGAUGAUGGUGGUGGUGGUGGUGGUGAUGAUGGUGGUGAUGGUGGUGAUGGUGAUGAUGGUUACAUUGACGGCUCGGACCUGCAGGAGGAUGAGCCCGUUGAGAUUUACGGAACACUGCAGUGA
Salpingoeca rosetta is the source of this 705-nucleotide messenger RNA. RefSeq lists its product as uncharacterized. Lineage: Eukaryota; Choanoflagellata; Craspedida; Salpingoecidae. The transcript has a single exon. The annotation marks the transcript as partial. The record is from RefSeq and is a predicted model, not a curated record.